Caenorhabditis bovis is the source of this 825-nucleotide messenger RNA. NCBI's taxonomy places the organism in Eukaryota, Metazoa, Nematoda, Chromadorea, Rhabditida, Rhabditidae. The record is from the annotation of a GenBank genome assembly.
AUGAAGAGUCCUGAGACUCAACGUCGUCUCGACAGAGAAAAGAAUGGAAUCGAUGGCAGCGUUGCGGUUGUCGGUGCAGAAGGUGCUCCUAUCGCUGCUGCUGCUGCUGACAUUGUUCAACCAGAUGUGGAAGCGCCACAAGCGGCUCCCGAUCCGAACGAGCCACCAGUAAUGGAAUUCAUUAGAAGAGUGACUAAUCGCGCCGACGAGGCGAUACACGCUGCAAUUCUGGCGGGAGUACCGCCGGAGGUUCUUCCACCACCGCUGGAUUUUCUAAGAGAGCGACUACGCCUUCGACCUGCCGGAGAAGAGCCACCACCACCACUCGAGGAAAUGCCGCGAAGAAAUCGUAAAAUUUAUCACAAUAUUCGUCAUGAUUGGCUCGUUUCAGUGUUCUUCCCGGAUGUUCGACGCUUCAAUGGAUAUCGCGUUGAGACUCCGCCACCAGACAACAACAUUCCGAUUCCACCUAAUCAGGAAAUUUUGGACGCCAUACACCGCAUCGCACAAAUUCCAGAGCAGCCAAUGCUGCCAAUCAUUCGCCAACCGCCGAGAAUGCCGCCGUUGAUUCCUCUCGAGGAUCCACUUUUCUUUGAUCCGGAUGAAAUUCGUCGUUUCGAUGAGGAAGCAGAUUACUAUCCGGAAGCUUACUACAAUAUGAUCCUCGAUGAUGACAUCCACGUUAACAUGGCACCAUUGUUGGAAUGGAACCACAAUCUCGACGAUUCCAAUAACGAGGGAAACGUUCAUCGUUAUAAUGAGUUCGAUGAUGAGGAAGAUGAGGAAGCUACUGAUGAAGAGGAAGCUGAUGAUUACAUUUGGUAA